Verticillium alfalfae VaMs.102 is the source of this 408-nucleotide messenger RNA. RefSeq lists its product with no specific name. Lineage: Eukaryota; Fungi; Ascomycota; Sordariomycetes; Glomerellales; Plectosphaerellaceae. The transcript has a single exon. The coding region runs from base 1 to 408 and encodes 135 amino acids. The record is from RefSeq and is a predicted model, not a curated record.
AUGUAUAUCCCACUUCAAGCCCGCCGCGAGCCACACCUCCUGGCCCGCGAUGCGGGAUCAUGGGCUUCACCAGCCCCGGGCCCGUGGGCAGCACUGAUGCAGCAUCUCGCAACUGUUCCGGAAACUCUCAAGCGCAGACAGGUCUCCAUCUCGGCGAACAACGACAACACGAACAGGACAGUGGGCAUCGUGCUAGGCGUGCUCCUCGGAGUUUUCGUCAUCGGCGUCUGCGUCUUCCUCUACGUCUAUCGAGACGCCCUGCGGAAAGCUCGCCAUCGCCGCCGCCGUCGCCGCCGUCACCAUCGACGACCGGGCUCCAAAAGCUCCAAGUCAUCCUCCGAAGGGGCGCCGCCGCCGCCUCCUCCUGCACCUCCUGCCGAUGCUGCUCCUGCUCCUGCUGCCGCUUGA